Messenger RNA from Serendipita indica DSM 11827, 828 nucleotides. NCBI's taxonomy places the organism in Eukaryota, Fungi, Basidiomycota, Agaricomycetes, Sebacinales, Serendipitaceae. The record is from the annotation of a GenBank genome assembly.
AUGGAGUCGUAUCUAACCGACGACGGGGAGAAGAUACUCUUUGCGCAUGUGAGCGCGCUGAUAUACGUAUUCGAGGUCACGAAGCUAGACUCUGCCGGCCGUCCACCUGAGCUCAGCUUGCAAUACUUCUCCCGAUGCCUCAAAGCGCUAGGCAAGCGGUCACCGCAAGCACCUGUCUUUGUUCUGAUCCAAAAAAUGGAUCUUAUCCAGCCGGAAAAGCGACAGAGCGAGUUUGACAUGUGGAUUAAAGCUCUUAAACAGAUUUGUGGUCAAGAAGAUGCCUUUAUAGCCUUUGGGACAAGCAUCUACGAGGACACUCUCUAUCGUGCGUGGUCUGCAGUUGUGCGGAUUCUUGUCCCAAACCUCUCAGACUUGACUCGCAAUCUGGGACUACUAUCUCAAAGUUGUGGAGCACUGGAAACAGCAAUGUUUGAAAAGACGACAUUUCUUCUCAUUGCGAGAUCGUCCGUUGAGGAGCCUGUCAACCACUCGUUGGUUUCCACCCAUCUUCUCCCAGAUAUUUACAACAAACCGGUGGAAGAUGCGGGAGAUGCAACCGUGGCCCUAGGUCAAGCCAAUAGGUUUGAGAUGAUUUCCAAGCUCAUCAAAGCCUUUAAACACGACGCCAGACGGUUCUCCUCGGAGCCAUUUGACUCGUUGAGGAUGGAAAUGAGCGAUUUUACGCUUGUGCUGACCUCGUUGACUCCAACAUCAUACGUUCUUGUGAUUGCCUCUGCUAAGGAGCCACGCAUCACGCCAGACGCCAUCGUGCUGAACAUUUCUCAUGCUCGUCCUCACUUCGAGGCUCUUCAAGCUGCAGCGAAAUGA